Myxocyprinus asiaticus (Chinese sucker) is the source of this 6621-nucleotide messenger RNA. Its product is annotated as A disintegrin and metalloproteinase with thrombospondin motifs 1-like. NCBI's taxonomy places the organism in Eukaryota, Metazoa, Chordata, Actinopteri, Cypriniformes, Catostomidae. Gene Ontology annotation, cellular component: extracellular matrix. The coding region runs from base 883 to 3681 and encodes 932 amino acids. The transcript is spliced from 8 exons. Gene Ontology annotation, biological process: proteolysis; extracellular matrix organization. Gene Ontology annotation, molecular function: metalloendopeptidase activity; zinc ion binding. The record is from RefSeq and is a predicted model, not a curated record.
UAGUACCCUUCAAAAGCAAUGAUUUGACACACACAGACACACAAAAUCAAAAAUUCACCAAAUUCUCUUGGUAGGACCAUCAUGGUUUAAAAGCCCAUUAUUGUAUAUACUGUAUAUGACGUUUCAUUUUGUAAUAAUUAUGUAAUUCAAUUAGUCCAAACUUCAUUUCUGUAAAGGUCUAGUUCAAAGUUCCUGGAGAAGGAGACGGUCCACCUUAGCAGCUCCACUGCUGGAUCAGAACCACCCUCAGCCAAAUCUUCAGUCAGCUGUUUGCCAUCUCUGGUCACUUAACAGUGACAAAUUUGAGCAAACUAGUGUCUCCAAGUGUCCUCAAUAACCUUGCGUCAAACUGAUGUGAUAUGGACUUUAAGGAGCUGCUAUACAGUUUAAAAGUCUUAUAUACAGAGGUUGUUGGGCUAUGAGUGUUGUAGUCUGAUGAUUGAUGAUUGUGGCUGUGCGCCAGCUCUCUGUUGCGCAGGAGAUGAAAGGGGCUUCAGGAAAGGGGUGGUCCUGCACCGGGGCAUAAAUAGAGACCAGGGCUCUUCUCGGUUCUAAGAGAAAAGGAGAGCUGAAUCUUGAAGAGACAGCGAGGAAAGCCUGUCCAAGUCCGUUUUUGACUAUUUGAAAGACUCCUCUUUUGCUCUGGAAAGUUGAAGCGGAGUGACAUUCAACUUUCAGACUGCUGCUAUUGACUCUCAAGUCCUGGGCACAACCAUACUUUUAUUGAUUUCCAUUUUAAGUCGGCAUCGGCACUGGAUUUGGUACCUGUUUCAGUAUUUGUGACUUUUUCUUGAGUUGUUGGAGUCAGGUUGUCUUUUGUGAGAAUUUUCAAUUGGGUCCACCAGUGUUUUGUCGUUUUCUUGAAGACCCAACGGGAAUAUAAUGUAUUUUUUACGCGUUAUACUGGGUUUCACUGCAGCUCUGUGCGUAAACGCGGCAGAGAGCGCAUGGGAGGAGAGCACGGUGGUACCAGUUCGGCUCGACUCUUACGACACCGAACCGACCCAUACGGCAGAAGCACGGGAAAAGGAAUCGGAGAAACGCAUCUACCGGUUGGACGCCUUUGGAAAGCGGAUGAUCUUGGUGCUGGAACCGGACCAGACCUUUUUAGCGCCUGGGUUUGUGUUCCAGAUGGUGGGGAAACCGGAGAGCGAGGAGUUCGACAGCGACGGAGAUGCGCGGUGCUUCUUCUCGGGAACCGUGAACGGUGAAGAACUUUCCGCCGCGGCGAUCAAUCUGUGCAAUGGAUUGCGGGGCGGCUUCUACGUCGGCGGUGAAGAGUAUUUCAUUCAACCUUCAAACGCCAGUGGAGACACGCAGUCUUCAGAUGGAGACACCCACACCAUUCGCCGAAGAAAACGGGGGUUCCUGACUGAGGAGAACGGUUCUAAGUGUGGCGUCAAUGAAGAGGAGGAGAAGGUCCCCGAGAAACCAGAUGCGAGCAAAUCAAAUCCAGAGCCAAUGCCACACGACUCUAAAGCACACCAGAGAUCUCGUCGCUUUGUGUCCACUCCUCGCUAUUUGGAGAUCAUGAUUGUGGCAGACCAGUCAAUGGCAGAGUUUCAUGGUGCUGGCCUCAAACCCUACCUGCUAACCAUCAUGGCUGUGGCAUCUCGUCUUUAUCGUCAUGCUACAAUUCAUAAUUCAAUCACUCUGGCUGUUGUGAAGCUGCUGGUUGUGUAUGAGGAAGAGCAUGGCCCCCAGGUCUCAUCCAAUGCUGCACUUACCCUUAGGAACUUCUGCCAGUGGCAAAGACAGCACAACCCUUCAAGUGACCGCCACCCGGAGCACUAUGACACAGCAGUACUCUUUACCAGACAGGAUCUUUGUGGAGCUCACUCAUGUGACACUCUGGGAAUGGCAGAUGUGGGCACCGUGUGCGAUCCUGAUCGAAGUUGCUCCAUUAUUGAAGAUGAUGGUCUGCAGGCAGCCUUCACAGUAGCACAUGAGCUUGGUCAUGUGUUCAACAUGCCCCAUGAUGAUGCCAAGCAGUGUGCCAGCAUUAAUGGCGACCACUGGAGUUCCCACAUGAUGGCCUCAACCUUGUCAAAUCUGGACCAGCUGCAGCCCUGGUCUCCUUGCAGUGCUCUGAUGGUCACGUCCUUCCUGGACAAUGGCCAUGGGCAGUGUCUUCUAGACAAGCCCCAGAGGUCUCAGCAGUUACCCCAGGCUCUGCCAGGUACUGUGUAUGAUGCUGACAGACAGUGCCGCCUCACAUUUGGGGAGGAGUCGCAGCACUGUCCUGACCUGAGCACCACCUGCGCUGCCCUUUGGUGCACCGUCACAACUGCAAAUGGCUUGCUGGUCUGCCAAACCAAGAACUUUCCAUGGGCCGAUGGGACACCUUGUGGGUCUUCCAGCUAUUGUAUGGCAGGCCAGUGUUUGAGUAAGAUUGAGGCAGCCAAGUAUCAGACUCCAGUAAAUGGUGGAUGGGGAACCUGGGGUCCUUGGGGAGAAUGCUCACGUACCUGUGGAGGAGGUGUACAAUACUCUUUCAGGGACUGUGACAAUCCCCUACCCAAAAACGGAGGCAAAUAUUGCGAGGGCAAGAGAAUUCAGUACCGCUCCUGCAACACCAAGAUCUGCCCUGAUAGCAAUGGUUUGACAUUCCGUGAGGAACAGUGUUUGGCCCACAAUGACAUCUCCUCUCAGUUGUCAUUUGGCUCAAUUGAAGCUGUUGAGUGGGUGCCGAAGUAUGCAGGAGUAUCUCCUAAGGACCGCUGCAAGUUGGUGUGCCGAGCAAAGGGAACAGGCUAUUUCUUCGUUCUGAAGCCAAAGGUGGCUGAUGGAACACCAUGUACCCCAGACUCCACUUCCGUCUGCGUCCAAGGUCAGUGUGUGAAGGCUGGUUGUGACCGAGUCAUUGGCUCCAACAAACGUUUUGACAAGUGUGGCAUCUGUGGAGGAGAUGGAUCUACUUGCAAGAAAGUAUCUGGGUCAGUGGAACGUGCUAGACCGGGCUAUCAGGAUGUAGUUACAAUUCCAGCUGGUGCCACACACCUUGAUGUCAAGCAGCGCUCUAUUGGAGGCCGUCGCAACGACAAUAGCUACCUAGCAGUUCGCAGACAAGAUGGCACAUACCUACUGAAUGGCGACUACAAGCUUACCACUUUAGAGACUGACAUCUCUCUACGUGGCGCACUCCUCCGAUACAGUGGUUCCUCUGCCACCCUGGAGCGCCUGCGAAGCUUUGCUCCUUUACCUGAGCCUCUUACCAUUCAAGUGUUGACAGUUGGUGAGUACCCUCGGCCACGAGUAAAAUACAGCUACUUUGCUCCACGCCCUGCCUCUGGUCCCAGCGGGUCGAACCGGCCAUCCAUUAAUGCUAUCAGGGAAGCAGGAGAUGCCGAAUGGACCCUCCGUGAGUGGGGACCCUGCUCGCAGACCUGCGGCGGUGGUGUCCAGAAGCGAGAUGUCCUCUGCCUUGAUGCUCAUGGCCGUCAAUCAAAAGACUGUCCAGGAGAGCUGCGCCCUGCAUCCUCACAACCCUGUGCUGUGCAGGCUUGCCCAUCCUGGCUGCUGGGUGAGUGGUCAGCUUGUUCCAAAGCAUGUGGCAGAGGUUUCCGCAAGCGUCCACUGCGCUGCAUAGGACAUGAUAGCCGCACUUUGCCUCACGAGAGCUGCAAUGCAAAAGAUCGACCACGACCUCUUCUGGACUUGUGCAACCAGACUCCUUGUUGAAAGUGAAAACUAUGGCUUAAAAACCACCUUGGAACGGCUGUAAUCCUGCAAGUGGCAUCUGGUGCCGAACAACAACGUUUUUGGGAUUCAAAGGGGUCCUUUUAACAGAGACUGCAACCAAGCUUCAUUUAGUGUUUUAAUUCCUGCCCAUCCAACACUGGGUACAGGGGACAAAGCUGGCACACUAUGUACCUGUCAUGACAGGUGUGAUCGAGGAUGAGAAUACAGACAUCUCUGCUGCUUUGGAUGCUAAAGUCAUGCGUGUUAGAUGUUGAGUGUGCAUAGGUGUAUAUGGUGGAUGAUUAGUGAAAGAAUGCAUGAAAGAGCUAUGCAUUUGUACCAUCUGUCUGAGCUGGACUGACAGACAGGUUUAAUAUGUCACAAGCAGAUAUAAGAUUGAAAGAGCUUAUUAGAGGGUAGAACAUAUAGGAAUUAUUGACUUUUGCUGGGGUCAAGAGCAGUGCUUGGGACAGAGGAAUUUGUUAGUAAGAGUGUUAUAUAAAGCACCCUCUAGUGGUUCUCCACUGAAUAGUUGUAAACUCUGGCUCAGAGCACAUACAGUAUUUAACAUAUGCCAUUUUCUUGCCAAAAUCCACUGCAUAUCUCACCACAGCUAGGCACACAUGCUGCUAACAAACACCACAACAGGUAUUAUGCAUACUCUAGCUUUAAGUUUAGCUUCUUAGGUUUAUUUUUCACCAUCUUGCAAAGCCAUACCUGAUCAAGAGGGAGCCUAUUUAUGAGGGGGAGGGAGACAAAAGAGCAUGGAUUCUAUACCCGAGGUGAGAGUGUUUGUGUGUGUGCAUUUAAGUAUGUAUGUAUGGGUGUGUUAGUUCUGCCGGAUAUUGUGGAGAUAUGACAAGAGACUUCUCUCCUACUACUACUUCAUAAGUAGCUGUCCUCUUCUGCCUUCUGAGAAGGCAUCUUUCUAAUGAGGCAUUUCUUUUUGUACAGAAUAUCCAAACAUUAUUUAUUUUUGUACAGCCCAUUUAAUAUAAUCUUGUUGCUUUUUUAUAAUUAUUGUAUUUCUAUUUAGGGGUUCAAGCCCGUAGGGCUGAAACGCUAUUGUAAUUGUUAGGAUUAUUAUUAUUAGGGGAUCAAGCACGAAGUGCUGAAACCCUAUUGUAUUUGCUAAGAUUUUUAUUAUUAUUAUUAUUAUUAUUCUGCCAUAAAACUGAUCGUGCAGACCAAACCGUAAGGCCUAGAGACAUGAAACUUUGGGGAAUAGUAGUACUCCAGCUGACUACACAUGCUCAUGGUCUAGCCCGAUCAGUCAACUGGGGGCGCCAUAGUUAACAAAUCAAAAACAUUACACAUUUUGAGUCAUAACUCCUGAACCAUGCGUCAUACACUCAAUAUGGCUUAUGUAAUUGGAAUCGUUGACUCAAGCCGAACAAAACAUAUAUCUCCGAUUUCAUUUCCGUCAUGUAUUGUUUCGCAAUUUGCGAUUUUUCUACUUUUACGAACUAGUCCUAGCCAUUCAACUGAUCGGAUCCAAAUUAGUGCAGAAAGAUUUUCUGGAGCCUCAAUAUCAUUAAUUAUCAAAAAAAGUUAGAACUCUCGCCAAAACGUACGAAACGUGAGUGGUAACUUUUAUGCAAAUGCCUAUAACUCUUGAAUGGUAUGAGAUAUUGUAACAGGUAAAGGUUGGGCAAGGAGGAGGCGGGAACCGGCUAAACAGUCAACGUAAAAUUUAAUGAUAAAAUUAAACAUAAAACAAACAUAAACAAACACAAACACACAUGUAACGCGGCCGUGUGCAUCACUCUCUCUCUCUAACUGGUGCCUCUGGCUCGUCUUUAUCCCCCUCUCGGCUGAUUAGCCCGAUUCAGGGCCGGCCAUGUGUCAUCACGACCAGGCCCCACCCUCCUCCUCAUCACAGAUAUUUUCACCAAAUUCUGGAAACUUAUGUAUGGGGUCAUUAAUAGGACACUCGGGAAAAAAUGCGCACCUUGGCCAUUCGGUCGAGCUAUUAAAAUUAAAAACCUAAAAAUGGCUCUAUCUAAGGAGCCAUUGUUCCGAUCGACCUGUAAUUUUGCAUACAAUGUCUUUGUCCAAGGUGCCAUCAAGUUCUAUCAGGACAGUUGCAUAUCUCAAAAAACAUGGCCACCAUCGACCAAUCAUUUUUUAGCAGAUUUUAAACUAGGUUAACAAAGGCCGAUCGGAAAGAAACGCGGUGGGCAUAUUUGAUUCUUGGCCCUAGAGGUUUGUGCAAAAUUUGAAAAAAAAUUGGCCACCGGGUGUGUAAAUUGUUAUAUAUCCCACUGUGUUUCACUCAGACACAUGUUAUUCAUACCGUAUGAUAGAUCUCCUCAUUCUGAACAACUUUGCCUCAAGAAGCAUUGGUGUGAAUCAAAUCAUUUGUUAAAUAUUUAAGAUUAUUUUAAAAAAACUACUUUUUCAAACUAGUCCUAGGCCGUUCGGAACCAAACCAGUGCAGAAAGAUUCCAGUAGUGCCAGUAUAAAAAAAAUUUAUUUCGAUUUAUCAUCGCAAACAUAUGCCUAAACGUACGUAGUGGGCGUGGCCAAUUUUUACUAAAACGGUUAUAACUCUUGAACAGAAAACAAAAUAUCAUCACCAAAUUUGGGACACUUACAUAUGUAUGGGGUCAUUCUGAGGACAUUCACAAAAAUUGCAUGCCUCUGCCUCUUGGUGGUGCUAUAACAGUCAGAAAUGUAAAAAAUUCCAUAUCUCUGUGCUUCCUAGCCUGAUGGUUCUGAAAAUUAAGGCACUUUAUCAUUGUUUUAAGUGCUAUCGGUUGCAUAUGUACUUAAAGGACUUUAAAAGCUUGAACCCCGUUAAUUGCUGCUUGCAGCUAUAUUUGUUAUUAUAAUUAUUAUUAUUGAAAUAACUGAAGGAUGUAGAUUAUAUUAAAGUAUUUAUACAGUAUCUAUGAUUUUAGGUUUAUGAAUAAAGAAUCACAAGUUUGUGGACCAAUA